UAGUCAAUCCUCUUUGGAGUGAUAUGACAGACUGACUAGUCUGUUUUCUCACCGAAAAAUAAUUGACUGAAAUGGGCUGUCACAUUCUUAUGACACAUUCGCUCCGGAAAUUGUCAAGUCAACGUUAGAUGAAGUAUUUUCACAAGUUUUUUUACUUUCGUGUAAAUUCCUAAGAAGUUAAUAUUCAUGUACACGCAGACAAUUAAGAUGCCAGUGCAGAAAGACUCGAAUAUUGUUAAAAUCGCUGUUAAAACAGCUGGGACUGGCCUCAAUCCACAGUUGAUUGAGUUCAAUCAAAAACAACCUUUGACCGGAAUAAUUCAGGAACUCUGCAAUGGCUGGGGUUUGUCAGAUCCAGACACGUACUCUCUUCAAUUCUCUGAGAGCAAUAAUAAGAAUUAUAUCACCGAAAAAAACAGGAAUGAAGUCAAAAAUGGAAGUAUUUUGAAAUUAGAACACUCACCUUCAAAGACAGCUGGGGAUAUUCUUGCUAAAUUGAAUGAUGGAACACCGGAAGAAAAAAUAAGUGCACUUGAAAAAUUGAGUUCUUUAGCUCUCGAUAUAACUUUUGGCCACGAGUUUAUCAACAAACAAGGAUUGGCACUAAUUGUUUCACAGGUGGAGUCUGGAAAAUAUAAAUCGACAGCCCUGGCAUAUUCCUUGCAAUCUUUCGUGGAACUGAUGGACCAUGGAAUAGUUUCUUGGGAUAUUCUCGAGCCUCCGUUCAUCAACAAAGUCGCCAGUUAUGUUAAUAAUCAGGCAGUGACACAAGAUGCAGACGUAAUAGAAGCUUCUCUGAGCAUUCUCGAGAAUAUUGUGCUGAACUCCUCGGGACAGUAUGGAUUAGUUGAAAAAGAGGUCACCUUCCCCAAUCUGUCCAAUCAUCUCCAGAACAUGAAGCCUGAGAUCCAGCAGAAUACAAUUGCAUUGAUUAAUGCAUUGUUUUUAAAAGCAGAUGCACGCAAACGAAAACAUGUAGCUGCCACUCUGCAAUCCAAACAAAUCAGAAAUGUAUUUCUCACGAAUGUCAUUCAGUCAACUGGCGAAGUAGGCACAGAAAUGGCUCAUCAACUUUACGUGCUACAAACUCUGAUGCUGGGACUUCUCGAGCACCGAAUGAUGACAAAAAUGGAUCCUCAGGAUCAAGAUGCUCAUGAUAAAAUAAAAGAACUCCGAAGAAUCGCCUUUGACACCGAGGGAAACACAACUAAUGAUGUUAUUUCUCGAAAGCAGGGACUUCCUGCUAAGGAUUACAAAAAAUUGGGAUUCAAAUAUGAUAUCAAUCCAGCUUUAGAUUUCACUGUUACUCCUCCUGGGAUGUUGGCGUUGGACUGCAUGGUUUAUUUUGCGAGAAAUCAUACAGAGUCUUAUACCAAAGUAGUUCUCGAACAUUCCUGUCGUGCUGAUGAGCAUGAAUGUCCUUUCGGAAGAACCAGUGUAGAACUCGUGAAAUUACUUUGUGAGAUUCUAAAAAUUGGAGAAGCACCCAGUGAACAAGGACAGUCCUAUCAUCCCAUGUUCUUCACUCACGAUCAUCCUUUCGAGGAAUUUUAUUGCGCUUGCAUCGUCCUGCUGAAUAAAACUUGGAAGGAAAUGCGAGCGACAACCGAAGACUUUGUGAAAGUAUUCUCAGUGGUUCGUGAACAGAUCACUCGUGCUCUUCAAUCCAAGCCAACUGGUCUUGAUAAAUUCAAGACUAAACUCCAGAGCUUGACUUACUCAACCAUCACUAGCCUGUGGCAGCAGGAGAGAACCAGCAGGGAAGAGUGGGAAAGUCAUGCUAAACCCGUUGUUGAGUUGCGUGAACAGAUAACUCCAGAGAUUUUGGAACUUAUCCAACAACAAAGACUGGGAUUUUUAGUGGAGGGGACGAGGUUCACUAAGUACAGCGCAAGGGGUCAACGAAUCAAAGACAAAUUCUGGUACGUUCGUCUUUCCCCAAAUCACAAAGUCUUUCAUUACGGGGAUUGCGAUGAAAAAUCAGUGCCAACAAUCGAUGAGCUCCCAAUGAAACUGGCUGUGGUGGAAAUCAGAGGACUUCUCAUCGGCAGAGACUGCCCCCACAUGAAAGAUCUUCAAAGACGAAAAACCACUCAUCAACUUGCAUUUUCCCUCGCUCUAGAUUCUGUAGAAGUCUCUAAUCUUGAUUUUGUGGCACCAGAUGAACAAGUCUAUGAUUAUUGGACCGACGGCAUCAAUGCACUGCUCGGCUCGAAAAUGACUAGCAAAGAAACUGAGAAAGAUCUUGAAACUCUCCUGUCGAUGGAUAUAAAACUCCGACUAUUGGAUACUGAUGGGGUAGACAUACCGCAAGUCCCACCACCAAUUCCUGAGCCUCCACCAAACUACGAUUUUUGCUACGAAUUAAAGUAAGUCAGCAGUGAAAUCUAAAGAAGGAUCAGUCGGGUCUUAUUCUUGGCAGUUUGGAGCUAAGAGAGAUAAGGAAAACUUCAGUAAGAAUUUUUUUGUUUUUGAUUUUAUCUCGCAAAAAAAAUAGCACAAAAUCUCGAUAUCUCCCUUAGAUUUUGUAUUCCAUUGUAUUUUCUUCCACUAGAAAGGGAAAGAAAAAGACAAAGAGAAAUUCAAAUUCUACUAAUCAAAUUUAUAAACCAAUUAAACCAAUUUUCUUUAGUAUAUUCACUUGACAUGAAUUUUGAAUUCUCUCAUUUUCAAUAUAAAUGCCACUGCCUAGAAAAGGGAGAUCUCAGUUGAGAGGAAAACGUAAUUAAUUCCAUUAAUGAUAUUUUGAACUUUUAGAACGAUUUUAUUUUAUUUCUUUUAUCACACAGGGCUUUAUAAGUCCAGGUCUAGAUAUAAUCUUAAGAGUAAUGUAGUAUAGAUUGUACCAAAGAUUUUUUAGCGAAGCUUCUUCGAUUUUUUAAUACAUUUACCUGAAGUGUGACAUUUUUUCUACGGAGAAAUUUAAAUAAUGUCCAAUCAAUCACUUGAUUAUAAUUUAUUCUAAAAUUUUCAGAGCCAAUUCUUAGAUUAAGAAACUGCGUAUUAAUCUCGUGAAUUUUUUUACUGAACGGUGAAAUUGUAUACUUCGUGUUUUUAAAAUAAUCAAAUAACUUCGGCCAAAUGUAGUAAAGUAAUUAAUACGAAUGAGACUUGUAAUACCUAUUUAUCUAAUCGAAUUUAUGAAAUAUACACGUACAUACUAAUUUCUCUGACCAAGUUCUAAUCGUUUGUUAUGUACUGAUUUAUUAUGUCACUGAACGCAACAAUUUUAUUUCAGAUAAAGAUUUUUUUACACGUC
This is a messenger RNA of Fopius arisanus, 3259 nucleotides long. It is a transcript of the gene Ced-12, whose product is annotated as engulfment and cell motility Ced-12. The transcript has 6 exons. The record is from RefSeq and is a predicted model, not a curated record. Gene Ontology annotation, biological process: cell motility; actin filament organization. Lineage: Eukaryota; Metazoa; Arthropoda; Insecta; Hymenoptera; Braconidae. Gene Ontology annotation, cellular component: plasma membrane. Bases 187 to 2373 code for a protein of 728 amino acids.